Messenger RNA from Glycine soja, 3614 nucleotides. Its product is annotated as AP-4 complex subunit epsilon-like. The transcript has 10 exons. Gene Ontology annotation, cellular component: AP-4 adaptor complex; membrane coat. Bases 63 to 3152 code for a protein of 1029 amino acids. The record is from RefSeq and is a predicted model, not a curated record. Lineage: Eukaryota; Viridiplantae; Streptophyta; Magnoliopsida; Fabales; Fabaceae. Gene Ontology annotation, molecular function: cargo adaptor activity. Gene Ontology annotation, biological process: intracellular protein transport; receptor-mediated endocytosis.
ACUGCCGUACUACUAUAUUGAAUUUGGCGGUAAAAAAAUAGAAAAUGACGAUAUGAAAUGAAAUGAGUCCAAAGGUGGUUUUUACAGUGGGGGACCCAGCCAGCGAUCACUCUCUCAUUCUCCGACACCCGGAAGCUCCAAACGACGCCGUGUGUUGCUGUUGCAGCAUUCUUUCAGUCUCUUCUUCUUCUUCUUCUUCUCAUACAUUCAAAGGUGGAGCAGUUGAAGAAGCUGGUGGGGAGGGAGCAAUGGGGUCCAAUAAUCAUGGCAACUCGAAGGAGUUUCUAGAACUCAUAAAGUCCAUCGGCGAGUCCCGAUCCAAGGCCGAGGAGGACUGCAUCGUCCUCCGCGAGAUCGAAACCCUAAAACGCCGCAUCAACGACGCCGACACUCCGAAACGCAAGAUCAAGGAGUACAUCAUCCGCCUCCUCUAUGUCGAGAUGCUCGGCCACGACGCCUCCUUCGGAUACAUCCACGCCGUCAAGAUGACUCACCACGACUCCCUCCUCCUGAAGCGCACCGGCUACCUCGCCCUCACGCUCUUCCUCAGCGACGACCACGACCUCAUCAUCCUCAUCGUCAACACAAUCCAGAAAGACCUCGCCUCCGAUAACUACCUCGUCGUUUGCGCCGCUCUUAACGCCGUCUGCAGGCUCAUCAACGAGGAGACCAUCCCCGCCGUGCUUCCUCGUGUCGUCGAGCUUCUUCACCACUCCAAGGACGCCGUUAGGAAGAAGGCCGUUAUGGCGCUGCACCGCUUCUACCUCAAAUCUCCGUCCUCCGUUUCGCAUUUGCUUUCUAAUUUCCGUAAGCGGUUGUUCGAUAACGAUCCUGGUGUAAUGGGCGCUUCUCUUUGCCCGCUUUCUAAUAUCGUUUCCGAUGAUGUUAACUCUUUUAAGGACCUUGUCGUUAGCUUUGUUAAUAUUCUCAAGCAAGUCGCAGAACAUAGGUUGCCCAAGACUUAUGAUUAUCACCAAAUGCCUGCACCCUUCAUUCAGAUUAAGUUGCUGAAAAUACUUGCGUUACUGGGAAGUGGCGACAAGCAAGCUAGUGGACACAUGUACACUGUGCUUGGUGAUAUAAUCAGGAGGAGUGAUUCGAUGACCAACAUAGGGAAUGCUGUUCUCUAUCAGUGCAUAUGCUGUGUUGCUUCUAUAUAUCCCAAUCCUAAGUUAUUAGAGGCUGCUGCGGAUGUAAUCGCAAAAUUUUUGAAGAGUGACAGUCAUAAUCUCAAGUACAUGGGCAUUGAUGCCCUUGGUCGGUUGAUAAAGUUAAGUCCACAUAUUGCAGAACAGCACCAACUUGCCGUCAUUGACUGCUUGGAGGACCCAGAUGAUAGUCUGAAACGAAAAACUUUUGAACUGUUAUACAAAAUGACCAAGUCCUCCAAUGUGGAAGUGAUUGUUGACAGAAUGAUUGAUUACAUGAUUAGCAUGAGUGAUGACCAUUAUAAAACUUAUAUAGCAUCUCGAUGUGUGGAACUUGCUGAGCAAUUUGCACCAAGUAAUUAUUGGUUUAUACAGACCAUGAAUAAAGUUUUUGAGCAUGCUGGAGAUCUUGUUAAUAUUAAGGUGGCACAUAAUUUGAUGCGGUUGAUUGCUGAAGGAUUUGGAGAGGAUGAUGAUGCUGCAGACAGUCAGUUGAGAUCAUCUGCUGUUGAGUCAUAUUUGCGCAUUAUAGGAGAGCCAAAGCUUCCAUCAGUGUUUCUUCAAGUCAUCUGUUGGGUUCUGGGGGAAUAUGGAACAGUAGAUGGAAAGUAUUCUGCUUCCUAUAUCAGUGGGAAGUUAUGUGACAUUGCAGAGGCAUAUUCCAAUGAUGAAAAUGUUAAGGCUUAUGCAAUUUCAGCAUUGAUGAAAAUUUAUGCAUUUGAAGUAGCAGCCGGGAGGAAAGUGGAUAUCCUAUCUGAGUGCCAAUCGUUGAUUGAAGAAUUAUUGGCAUCCCACUCUUCAGAUCUGCAGCAACGUGCUUAUGAAUUGCAAGCCUUUAUAGGUUUGGAUGUACAAGCUGUUGAAACAAUAAUGCCACGAGAUGCAAGUUGUGAAGACAUUGAGGUUGAUAAGAAUCUUUCUUUCCUCAAUGGGUAUGUUCAGCAGUCUUUAGAAAGAGGUGCUGAAUCCUAUAUUCCUGAGGAUGUGCGUGCUGGAAUGGGGAAUAUGAAAAAUUUCAGAAGCCAAGAUCAUCAUGAAACUUUGCAGCAUGGUCUAAGAUUUGAGGCAUAUGAAGUUCCAAAGCCUCCAAUGCAACCGAAAGUUACUCCAGUUUCAUUUGCAUCUUCAGCAGACAUUGUUCCAGUGCCCGAGGUAUUGUCUUCCAGGGAGACCCACCAUAUCUCGUCAGUGGGAUCAACUUCUGAGGUUGGAUCAUCAGAGCUUAAGCUACGGCUUGAUGGUGUUCAGAAGAAGUGGGGUAAACCAACGUAUUCAUCUUCAACAUCAUCUGCCUCUGCCUCGUAUUCUACUUCCCAAAAACCAACGAGUGGGGCAACUCUGGUGGAUGGUGCUACAACUGUCAAUUCAAAAGUGCAUGAUACUUAUGAUUCAAGAAAGACACAGGUUGAGAUUACUCCAGAAAAGCAAAAGCUUGCUGCUUCAUUGUUUGGUGGUUCAACUAAACCUGAGAAAAGAUCAUCUACAAGUCACAAGGUUUCAAAAUCUAGUGCAAGUGCUGCAGACGGAUCUCGGGGAUCAAAGGCUGCGGUUGUACCCAAUGAAGUAGCUGUGGAAAAAGCAAUUCAUCAACCACCUCCUGCUGAUUUGCUUGACUUGGAUGAACCAACUGUCACUACGGCUCCUCCUUCUGUGGACCCAUUCAAGGAAUUGGAAGGACUUCUUGACCCAAGCACUAAUUCUGCAACAAAUCAUAAUGUAGCUGCUGCUACAAAUGCCCCUGAUAUUAUGUCACUCUAUGCCGAGACUACUGUCAGUGGUGGCGACUCUAUACCCGUGAGUGGGGGGUAUGAUGUAAAUCUUUUAUCUGAAUUGUCAAAUGCAGCUACAAAAGCUACUCGUGAAGAAACAAUUGUGAAGCCGUUGCCACAAUCUAUUAAGGGUCCAGAUGCUAAAGAUUCUUUGGAGAAGGAUGCUUUAGUGAGGCAGAUGGGUGUGAAGCCCUCAAGUCAGAAUCCUAACUUGUUCAGUGACUUGCUUGGCUAAUCUGUUUACUAAGCCAAUUCUAGAUCAUGAUGCUUGAAGAUAGAUUGCCUAGCAACUUUGCUGCUUUAUCGAGUUUGCCUGAAACAGUUUACUGUCUGAUAUACACGUAAAAUUGAAUAAUAUAAAGUUAUUAUCAGGCAUGGAUAAAUGCGGCCUCCUAGAUUGGGGUGAUUCAAUGUCCAGGAAUGAUGGCAGAACCGAACCAGGUUAAAGCUUGAACUCAUUACAGAAUAGCUUUUUGUAGCUAUAGAAUGGACGAGUUUCCUCGCAUGCACUCGGUCAUAUUGUUAUUUACACGUAGGAAGUCCCUGGUCAUCUUUGUUGUACCAAAGCUGUAUUUUUUUAUUUUUUUUUAAACAUUUAUGUGCAGUUUUCCAUGUCCAUAGGAUGUUUUUUCAACAAUGAGAAGUUCGUCACUGCGGUUAAUAAUAUCAGUUUGAUGAUGUGAACGGCAUUUGUUUU